Molecule: messenger RNA, 2441 nt
Organism: Musca vetustissima
Lineage: Eukaryota; Metazoa; Arthropoda; Insecta; Diptera; Muscidae
Product: U3 small nucleolar RNA-associated protein 14 homolog A
Exons: 2
Coding region: 12-2441 (809 amino acids)
Biological process (GO): rRNA processing
Cellular component (GO): nucleolus; small-subunit processome
Source: RefSeq, a predicted model, not a curated record
CCAACGAAAUCAUGAGUGACGACGAGGAACAAGUCAAUCCCAAAUCCCACAAACAACUGCUGCAGGCUAUCAGCAGUUUGGGAAAGAGCCAACAUAUACGAAAAUCAACACGUGAUGAACCGAAAUUAGUGCAAGAUGAAUUUCAGUUGGUCAAGGGUUCGGCUGUUGUGUCCAAACCCAAGGCACAGCCCGUGGCUAUCAAUGAUUUGGUGGAGGUUUUAAAGGGCAACAAAAAACUAUUGGAAACGGGAAAGGAACUCAAGAAAACUGUAACCACAAAGAAGGUGUUGGAGAAACCUUUGGAGAAGCCAGCUGCGGAGCGUAUCAAGCGAACCAUUGGUUAUGAGAAUGUCAAAGCAAAGCUGGCCAAAUGGGAUGCAGUGGUGGCAUCAAACAGAUCGGCCGAGACACAGGUAUUCCCCUUGAAAUCGGAAACUGUCUAUGUCAACACUUCCCUAAAUCGUAAACCCCUGGAGCAAAGUGUUAAAACUGAUUUGAUGUUGCAAAUGGAAGAAUUGGAAAAUAAAUACGCCAAAAUGAAACGUGAACACUUGGGCGAUACUCAUGAUCCCGCCGAGUUGGAGAAACAAGAGCAACAGCUAUUGCAGAAGAAAUUAACAAAAGAAGAAUUGAUAGCCAAACGCAAGGAGUUGGCUUACCUGAAAAUGCGUGAAGCUCAAAAAUCUGUAAAGGCUCGCCUGCAAAAGAAAAUCAAAUCCAAAAAAUACCACAAACUGCUGAAGAAGCAGAAAAUGCAGGAUCAAAUCAAACAGUUUGAGUUGUUACAAAAAACCAAUCCAGAGGCUGCAAUGGAAAAACUAAAUGCUUUGGAGAAAUCCAGGGUACUGGAAAGAGCCAGUCUGAGACAUAAAAAUACUGGUACUUGGGCAAAGAAUUUACAAAUUCGAGCCAAAUACGAUAAAGACGUGCGCAAGGAUUUGUCAGAACAGUUACAAAUCAGCAGAGAAUUGACUCAGAAGGUCAAAGAUGAAGAUUCCGACGAGGAAAUGAAAGAGGAAAAGAAGGACGAUGUAGAUGAAGAUGAUCCCGAAUAUGAUCCUUUCAAUCCAUGGACCACUGUAGGCAAAAAAGAUAAGGCAACUCCAAGUGAACAGGAGCAACCGAAUUGGCGUAAAUACUGGCUUGAGCGCAACGACAACGAAAAAAUGCUGGAGGAGUACAAACGCCUUCUAAAUGAAGAACAGGAAGAGGAUGAAUCUAAAAAUGAAGAUGGUUCCGACAAUGAUGAGGAAACGGCACAGAAGAACGAUGAUGACGAAAAUGAGAGUGAACACGAAAGCGUCGAUGUACCAAAAGUAGAACAAAAGGAAGAAACUAAAAAACAAACUGCUAAAACACUAAAGAGAAAGCAAGUCGAAAAGAAGACCACUACUAAAUCUAAUAAAAAUCAGAAACUAGAGAAUGGCUGGUUAGUGGAAGAAAUUGAUCCUGCUGCUGUCAAAUCCAUUGACGAUAUUUUCGAUGCCCAAGAAGAUAAAAUUAGAGAAAAAUUACAAAAGAAAUUAGAAAUAAUAAAUGAAAAGGGUAAACAGAUAAAGGAGAGCAGAAAGGACAAAAAGAAAUAUUCCAAGGGACACGAUCCAUUGAAGAACUUGAAGGAUUUGUCCUUCAAGACCAAAGCAUCACGUCCUGAAAUUGAUGAAGAGUUGAAAAACGAACUGGAUGAAGAGGAGGGUGAUGCAACUGUCAAAUUAAAUGAAACAUUGGACAAAGCAAUGUCUACAAAGACCAAUGAUGAUGCCACCGAGUCAAAGGACAAGACCGCCACUACAACAACAGACACAAUAGAUCCCAAUAAAUUGGCAACAGUAAAACUGAAACAGCAUGGAAUUGGUUUCGGUACAGUCAGCGAAGCAAUGGGUGAUGUUGAUAUGGACGACGAGGAUGAAGAUCCCAAUGCCGACCAACAAAUGACAAUUGCCCAGGCCUUUGAGGAUGAUGACAUCAUUGCCGACUUCAGUCGCGACAAAACAAAAGAUUCCGAACUGAAAGAUGCAGAAAUUCAACUGUCAAUGCCCGGCUGGGGUUCAUGGGCUGGAGCAGGCAUUUCUAAAGAACAAAUGGAAAGGAGAAACAAACGCCUGCUGCUUAAACUGGCUCCCGAAGAAAAACGAAAAGAUGAAAACAAAGAUGGUGUGUACAUAAAUGAAAAUGUCAACAAGAAACUAAGAAAUCACCUGGUAUCUGAUGUACCCUUCCCAUUCACCUCCCUGAAAGAUUAUGAGGCCAGUAUAAGAGCGCCGUUGGGACGCAACUUUGUAACUGAAACCGCCUUCCGUUUGCUUACACGUCCAUCGGUCAUAACACAGAAAGGUAAAAUUAUCGAACCCAUGGAUGAAAGUGAGCUGGUCAAGCCAGCACGUAAAUUACGUAAUCCUGUGGAUAUACGUAUCGCUAAAAUGGCCGAGGCCAAGUCGUAG